Nyctereutes procyonoides (raccoon dog) is the source of this 1134-nucleotide messenger RNA. RefSeq names its product olfactory receptor 6Y1. The record is from RefSeq and is a predicted model, not a curated record. The coding region runs from base 1 to 1134 and encodes 377 amino acids. Gene Ontology annotation, molecular function: G protein-coupled receptor activity; olfactory receptor activity. Gene Ontology annotation, cellular component: membrane. Gene Ontology annotation, biological process: G protein-coupled receptor signaling pathway. The transcript has 3 exons. Lineage: Eukaryota; Metazoa; Chordata; Mammalia; Carnivora; Canidae.
AUGUCUGUUUUCCUCUCGAACGUGGAUAACUACGAGGUGACCGUUAUGCCUUUCUGUAGGGGCCUAGCGCGAGGUGUCGGUAGCAAGAGGCCAGAGCAUGGCGUGGGAAGCCAUUGUCCAGGGGAGCAGACUGUUGGGAGAAUUAGCCGGCCAGUGACGAUCACCAAGGUUCUGGAAGUGGAUAACGAUACAGCGACCAUCCGUUUCAUUCUCCUGGGAUUUCCAACACGGCCAGCCUUCCAGCUGUUCCUCUUUUUUGUGUUCCUGGCAGCUUACCUGCUGACCCUGCUGGAGAACGCUCUCAUCAUCCUGGCCAUUCGCAGUGAUGGACAGUUGCACAAACCCAUGUACUUCUUCCUGAGCAAUCUCUCCUUCCUGGAGAUGUGGUAUGUCACGGUCAUCAGCCCCAAGAUGCUGGUCGACUUCCUCAGCCAUGACAAGACCAUCUCCUUCAAUGGCUGCAUGACUCAACUGUACUUCUUUGUAACCUUUGUCUGCACGGAGUACAUCCUCCUUGCUGUUAUGGCCUUUGACCGCCAUGUAGCCAUUUGUAAUCCUCUACGCUAUCCAGUCAUCAUGACCAGCCAGCUGUGUGGUACAUUGGCUGUGGGAUGCUGGCUCUGUGGGCUUGUGACUGCCAUGAUCAAGAUGGUUUUCAUAGCCCGACUCCACUACUGUGGCACCCCCCACAUCAAUCACUACUUUUGUGACAUUUCUCCACUCCUCAAUGUCUCCUGUGAGGACUCCUCACAGGCUGAGCUAGUGGACUUCUUCUUGGCCCUCAUGGUCAUUGCCGUCCCCCUUUGUGUAGUGGUGGCAUCUUACGCCACCAUUCUCAGUGCCAUCCUCAGGAUCCAUUCUACACAGGGCCGCCAAAAGGCGUUUUCCACCUGUGCCUCUCACCUGACAGUUGUAAUCCUCUUCUACUCUACAACCCUUUUCACCUAUGCCCGCCCCAAGCUCAUGUAUGCCUAUAACUCCAACAAAGCGGUGUCUGUGCUCUACACUGUCAUCGUCCCCCUGCUCAACCCCAUCAUCUACUGUCUGAGGAACCGUGAAGUAAAGGCAGCCCUCAAGAAGACCAUACUUUGCAAAGGAAGUGGGCCCAGGGAAGACGUGGCUUUGAGGAAUUAA